Molecule: messenger RNA, 447 nt
Organism: Colletotrichum aenigma
Lineage: Eukaryota; Fungi; Ascomycota; Sordariomycetes; Glomerellales; Glomerellaceae
Exons: 2
Coding region: 1-447 (148 amino acids)
Source: RefSeq, a predicted model, not a curated record
AUGCCUCGAUGUUGCUCGUCAAACACCGCUCCCUCCGUCUCGAAAUCUGUCUCCGAUCUCAGAGCGCUCAUCCGCCCCUUCUACUCCGUCUCCGACUUUGUCCCCGAAACAGCCAUCUACUCCUCCUCCUCCCUCGGCCUCGACUUUCCCUAUCCCCAUCGCAUCAAUUCAAUCGAUCCCAAUGAUACGAAUGCUGCAUAUUGGAGCGAAGAAGACUACUCAGAAGAUGAGCCCGAGGAAGGUGACGACGAGGAUAUCAGGGAUGAACCCAAGACGGAUGAUGACGGCGAUGAGCCCACGACCGAUGCGCCGGAAGAUGAGCCUGGAACGGACGGUCCAGAAGAGGAGCCCAGAGAGGCUCAGGCCGGCCAAGAUGUAGCAUUCCAGCGCCGGCCCUCUGAUGCUCGAAACGACCCACCCGAGAUGCAACGAACUCGUUUCAGGUGA